Molecule: messenger RNA, 417 nt
Organism: Sphenostylis stenocarpa
Lineage: Eukaryota; Viridiplantae; Streptophyta; Magnoliopsida; Fabales; Fabaceae
Source: the annotation of a GenBank genome assembly
AUGGCUGCAUCAUAUGCGAGACUUACGGUAACAGCGUUGGUGCUGAUAGCUUUGGCACCAACCUUUCUCCAAUCUUCAGCUUCAGUUUCAGCUUCAUCUGUGGGUAAAUUCGUUGACGAAACCAUCAACUCCCACAAGAUCGUCAUUUUCUCCAAGACCUAUUGCCCGUACUGUAGAAGAGCAAAAGCUCUUUUCAAAGAGUUGAACCAGAUUCCACAUGUUGUUGAGCUUGAUGAGAGAGAGGAUGGUUCACAGAUUCAGGAAAUCUUGAUUAAUAUUGUUGGAAAGCGUACUGUGCCACAAGUUUUUGUUAAUGGACAACACCUUGGAGGGUCAGAUGAUACCGCUGCCUAUUACGAGAGUAGACAUCUGCAUAAACUUCUAGGAAUUAAGGAAGAACAUCGUGAUGAUCUGUGA